Messenger RNA from Acaulospora colombiana, 2520 nucleotides. Lineage: Eukaryota; Fungi; Glomeromycota; Glomeromycetes; Diversisporales; Acaulosporaceae. The record is from the annotation of a GenBank genome assembly.
AUGAUCAAGAUAAUGAAAUUGAAAGUCACCACGUGUUUUAUGUUCUGCAGGGAACCUCAUUAUAAUCUCAACUGUCCUGAUUUGUUAGAAGAAUAUGAGUACGAACAGUGGAUUGUUGCGGACAUGGAAGGUGAAGAAGAAAUUGGCUGCGAAUCGCAUAAUCACAGUCAUCUGCUGCACAAAUCCGCUCGCGGUGGCAAAGGAGAUGUGAAGCCAUGGAACGUCGUAGAGUUUGAAAAUUUCCUUAAACAAUUUGUCAAAGAUGGCCCACCAAUCCCUGUUAUCAAUACAGUUGAUCAGGCCGGAAUUCCUCACGAUUUUCAAUACGUCGAUUAUUACGUCUACGGAGCAAAUGUUCCGCGCCCGAAAGUCUACGAUGACGCGUUAAUAGGAUGCGAUUGCGGAGACGGAGUAUGCAAAGGAUUUAAAUGUAAAUGCCUAAAAAUGUAUAACGGUGGACGCUUGUUCUACAAAAGGGGCACCGGUGCGGUGAACUUGGAACCGGGUCUCUCGGCAAUUUUUGAAUGCAACUACAUGUGCUCGUGCAAUCUAAAUUGCUCAAAUCGGGUAACCCAACGCGGAAGAAAGGUGCGAUUGGCCAUUAAGAGGUUUCCGGAGAAGGGUUGGGGAGUGGUCGCUCUUGAAAGGAUCGAAAACGGCACCUUUAUCACGUACUAUUAUGGUGAAGUGAUCACCUCCGUAGAGGCGGAGAUACGCGGAAAAAAGUACGACGAGUUAGGAAACACGUACUUAUUCGACAUCGACUUUUUUGACGAGUCGGAGGAAACGAAAAAUUCCGAUCAUUAUUACACGGUGGACGCUCGCCGAUUCGGGAACUUGUCACACUUCUUCAAUCAUUCGUGCGAUCCCAAUCUAGUCGUGUAUCCAGUGAUGACAAAUACGUCAAAUUUAAAGCAACAUCACAUUGGCUUCUUCGCAAAGAGAUCGAUCGAAUGCAACGAAGAACUGACGUUCGACUACGUUGGGUCGGUGAGCAGGGAUGAUGAGGACAAAGAGAACGAUGUCAGUAUGGAGGAUUGUUGUGUGGUUCCCGAGGUUUUUAAAUUCGAAGAUUUAUUACGAAAUCGUCAAAGACAACAGACAGAAAUUUGUCGUCAAAGACGUGAAGAAAUGGUAUCAGCUCGUCGUAAUCUCGAGAAGGUCAAUUGCAUCGACUCCGAGGAUGAAGCCAAUUACGAAUCCCUUCUUUCAUUUGACGAAAUGGUUCACGACAUAUUAUCGGAUUCUAUCCACAGCCAAUCGAGGCCUCUUGCGAAAUUUCGGAAAUUGCUCGCCGCCAAAAACCUGUCUGCCCAACAGGUGGUCGAUCUUGGUGUGGUUCCUCGGUUUGUCGAACUCUUAUCUUCCGAACACGAAUUCGUCCAAUGCGAAACAUGUCGGAUACUGACCCACAUCUUAUCGAGUGCUGAGAGACAACAUGUGCAAGUGGUGGCAGACGCGGGGGCGAUUCCUCCGUUGGUUGCGUUGCUGAGCAAAAACGAUUCCAGCACUAUAGAACACGCAGUUUGUGCGUUGGUUAGUAUUGCCGGUGAAAAUAAUUCUUUCCGAUACCUCGUUUUAAGUGCUGGCGCCGUUGACUCCUUACUAAGUAUCUUCUGUGAAAUGCAAGAAAAUGAUUCUUUAUUUCGUACACUGGUCUGGGCUCUUGCGACCCUUUGUUCCGGCGAAAUAGUGUCGGAGAAAGACUGGCGCUUGAUCGCACCAGCACUUCCCACCCUGUCGAGUUUACUAAAUUCGGUGGACGAAAUAGUUGUCGAACAAGUUUGUUGGACCCUGGGAUCCUUGGCUGAAGGGGGUGUUCAGCAGAUUCAAAGAAUCAUUGAACUGGGAGUUUGUCCCAACCUGGUACGACUGAUGGGCCAUCCGUCGAGAGAGAUCAAGAUCGCGGCAAUACGAUGUGUCACCAACAUGAUUACCGGCGAUGACUUUCAAACGCAAGUGAUCAUCAAUUGCGGAGCUCUUCAAGCCCUGCGUGGCUUACUUUCAAGCGAGAAGGAUGCCUACAUUCGAAGGGAGGCAUGCUUGCAACUUUCAAAUAUCACCGCAGGCACCGUGGAACAAGUUGGGGCGGUUUUCGAGGCCGGGAUUUUUCCGAUACUAAUAAAUCUCAUGACGAUCGCUGAUUUUGGUACACGAAAAGAGGCGUGCUGGGCAGUAUCUUAUGCCAUCAUUCAAGGUUGCGGUCGUUCAGAACUGAUUCCCAAGAUGGUUCGAUUGGGAUGCGUGGAGCCGAUGGUGGAAAUGUUGGGCUUCAAGGAUAAUGAUCUGAUACACUUGGUGUUGAGCGCGAUUAAGAUAAUUCUUCAUCUCAACGUGAAUCAUGCAAGAGGGAAUAAGGUGGCACUACACAUCGAGGAGAUUGGUGCUUUUGCAAAGAUAUACAAUCUCCAGUUUCACGAUAAUAACGAGAUUCGCGAGAUUGCCACACACAUUGUCGAAAGAUAUUUCGAGUCGGAUGACGAAGACGGCUUGGAUCUCUCGAUGACCGACUCUUUUUGA